CUCCUCCUCCUCCUCCUACUUCAUGACGGAAGACAGCGAGGACCCACUGGCCAUGGGCGGUGGUGACGCGCCGCGGGGCGCCGACCCGGCCUGGUGCAUGACCAAGAGCGGCCACAUCAAGCGUCCCAUGAACGCCUUCAUGGUGUGGGCGCAGAUGGAGCGUCGCAAGAUCAUGCAGACGGUGCCCGCGGCGCACAACGCCGACAUCUCCAAGCUGCUGGGCCAGCGCUGGAAGGAGCUCGGCGCCAACGACAAGGCCCCGUACGUGUGCGAGGCGGAGCGCCUGCGUCGCAAGCACAACGCGGACUACCCCGACUACAAGUACCAGCCGCGCAAGAAGAUGCCGACCCUCAUGCCUCCGCCGAGGAAGCCCGAUAAUGGACCUCCGUGCGUCUUCACCAUCAUCGCCACCGGGCCGCCACAGCCCAGCACCACCGUGGCUGCUGCCACUGCUGCUACCAUCACCAGCGUGCAGCAUCGGCAGCAGUUGUCUCUGGAACAGGAGGAUAAGAAGUUCGACUUGAACCCGGGUGUCCUGAAGAUGCCGGUGCCCACUUUCCAAUUUUCGAUGCAGAAUAUGUUUAAGGCAAAGGGACAAUUCGAUGGCAACGUCGCUAUGGCCAACCCAACCAAACUUUGGUUCGGUUCACCCACAGAACUUGGGCUCGUCAAGGUCUCUGCCUCCGGCGGGGUGCAACACAAAGUCAUUUCGCAGGUACCGACCAGAGCGAUGAUCCCAGAGAUGAUCUUCACCGAGGUCCCUACGUUCUCCCGAAUUUCAGGCAGAUUCCCGGAGACCUCGUGCGUCCGAAUGCUGCCACAGAGGGCCCCAAUUGAGCGCCAGCAUGUAGUAUAUCUCCCAGAUUUCACGCUAUCUCACGGCAUUUCUGGGAAAAUAAUUACCAAGGUUGCUUCGGCCACCCUCGACUUCAGCGGCCAAAAGAGGCCUUCCACCACCGUAAUGAUGCAGGGCCCCGCGUACCCCACGGUCUCGACCAGGUCUCUGGAAGCCCUUCUUCCUGGCCAACAGCAGCAGCAUGAGGAUGAUGUUGAUGUCACGGGGCCAGGUCACCCAGCCCUGUCUCCCACCGAGACACCGGUGCCGCCGCGGUCCGCAUCCCCCUCGUGCCUGUCCUUCUGCUCGUCGUCGUCGGGCGACGAGUUGUACAUUGACAUCCCGGACGAGGAGGAAGAGGAGGAGAUGGAGGAAGUAGAAGUGAACAGCGGCGGCGACAGCGCCGGCGAAGCGCCCGCCAAGGAGGAGGACGUCGACGAUGCCCCACGCCAGGCGACGCCGCGGGGUUUCUCGUCCCUGGAAGAGCAGCCGGGCGGCUUCCCCGGCACCGCCGACUUUUACAGCUCCUCCUCGCCUCCCUCCAUUAAGGUGGAGUUCCCGGACAAAUCCGCGAAGGAGGGGGGGAGCCCCCCAGAAGGCCACCGGCUGCGCGUCCACAAUCUCCUGGACGACUGCUUCAUGCCGGAGGUGCACCGGGUGGUGAGCCUGGUGGACGUGAACAGCUUCAUCACCUGUUACCUGUGCAAGGGAUACCUAGUUGACGCAACCACCAUAACCGAAUGCCUCCACACCUUUUGCAAGAGCUGCAUCGUGAAGCAUUUUGACUACAGCAAUAGGUGCCCGCAGUGCAACGUGGUGGUGCAUCAGACUCAGCCACUCUACAACAUCAGGUCGGAUGGAACUAUGCAGGAUAUCGUGUACAAGUUGGUGCCGAAUCUGGAAGAAAAUGAGAAACGGAGGAUGAGAGAUUUUUAUCUUUCAAGGGGAUUGGAGCUUCCAAAACCAGCGGUUUACUACGUGGCGGCAGGACCCGGAGAACGAGGCAAGAAAGCGGACAAGCGCAAGGGCCUCAGCUUCACAGAGCCCAGCGCCACGCUCGCUUGCGUCUCGCUCGUGCUGGAGUGCGGACGGGUGGAGGCUGGGAUCCUCAACUAUCAGCCACUUCAGAAGAAGUAUGUGCGGGUGUCUGGAGAGGCCACGAUCCGACACGUGGAAGCCUUCCUAAGGAAGAAACUUGGGCUGGAUGCCUUCUGCGAGGUCAAAAUCACGUGCGGAGAGCGCGUUUUGGAUCAGGAUUGCACUUUAAGCGGCCUUCAGUAUUCUGGAAACACCAGUGAGGAUGACCUGUUGAUUCUGCACUACUGUCUGGCUGCACCUCAGCAAGACAACUAUUACUCCGAUUAGAAAGAUUACCCAGUUUGAAAGGUCUAGGCGCUGUAAUAUUAAGCGACUACACUUUGUUUUGAAAGGACCACGCAGUGUAAUAUAUUGAAUGGGACGUAAUGGGACCUGGUUGGAAGCGAUGCUUUCUAUUUAUGGCUUUUACAGCCUCCUGUGCUUUAGACGCAGAAUAUAAUUGCGUGAUGUUAAUGCAGUGGUUGAAAUGUCAUUACAUGCUCUGCUAAACAGUGGGAAACACCCAAGGCUUCCUACAAAAUAUUGUUUUUUAUUGUGUUUGAUAUAGGUGCCUUCCCCAGAUAUUUCAUUGGAGUUCACAGUGGUUUUUGCUAGUGAUCAUUCCCACAACUGUGCAUAUUAACAUUUGCAUUGGCGAUGGCUCUUUUGCUGUUAAACAGUAGGUUUAAGUUAUCCGUUACAUAAUGCCUGUGCCAAAAUUGAAAAUCCUUUCCACCCACUGUUUGUCAACAUUUAUGACAACAUUACACUUUCUGGGUAACACUUUGUUUUUCUUUUGCCCUCCCCCCCUUGAAAAUAUUUUGUCUAAAUAUUCAGGUGAUAUUUUGGCAUUUCUGCACGCAAUGCUCGUUUGAAAUGUGAUUUUUUUAAAUAUACAGGGUGUCCAUAUAUAUGCAUUAUUAAAGCAUUAUAAUUAGACAACUGUUUUAUCCAAGUUGAUGAAAUUCUGUUCACGCAGUUGGUCGUUCGAAUGUGUUAUCAUUAAAGCCGUUACUUCCAUCUUAACCGUCACAUCUCAACUCAAGCAUUUGGUGAACUGGAAUUGAUAUUUGAGAGCUCCUGGUGUUUAAGAACAUCUCAGGUGUGAUUGACACUACAAUAUAAUCCUCUGUCUAAUUGUAAUGAUUUAAUCAUGAAAGGAACCUUUAUGGACACCCUGCAGGAUAAAUCACAACACAUUGUUAUACCGCUUACGGUCAGAAGAACGUGAACUUGUGUUUGCUUUUUCUUUGCAGAAGAGGCUUAAAAGUUACCCUUCGCUCCAAUUAGUGCGUUAAUCUCAUGAAAAUUAUAAUUCCUAUCCGAAUAAACCAUAAGUCAACAAUUCUGUUCUGGUACAAAUGUAUACAUUUAAACUAUUGUUUUAAAAGUAAAAUACAGUAAAUUGGAGAACUUGAUAUGCUGUAAUAUAAUUUGUUGUACAAUAUCAACGUGUUUUUGCCUUUUUGUUAACGCAAUUCGUGCACGGUUUGUGUUUACCGAGUAGCUGCUGCAUGGCAUGGAUAGUGAAUACAUAGCCUCCGCAAGGCCAAGCACACUAUCGGGGAAAAACACAUUUCAAGAGUCGCAGCGGCAUCUUUUGGCCCAACCAUUGAACAAAGACGGUCACUGCAUGGCGCGCUUUCAGAUGUGCUUCUGCGGCCUUCCGUAAUGCUCUUCCGAUAUUAGAAAGCCACUGGGGCUGUGCACUUUUCCAAAAGUAUUUUACUGAACAAACUAUUCAGGUCCAUAGACGGCAUGCAUGGAUGCACUCUUAAAUCUAAAUUGAAAACAUGUAUUUAGAACUGCUUGUUGUGUUUAGUUUGUUGUCCUUCCCCCGCACCUCCGAUUAGCACUGUUGGCUACGCACUCGGUGCGAAAAAAUCUCAACAUACAA
Molecule: messenger RNA, 3809 nt
Organism: Petromyzon marinus (sea lamprey)
Lineage: Eukaryota; Metazoa; Chordata; Hyperoartia; Petromyzontiformes; Petromyzontidae
Source: RefSeq, a predicted model, not a curated record